This is a messenger RNA of Bombina bombina (fire-bellied toad), 1141 nucleotides long. RefSeq names its product metaxin 1 (gene MTX1). Gene Ontology annotation, cellular component: SAM complex. The record is from RefSeq and is a predicted model, not a curated record. The transcript is spliced from 8 exons. Lineage: Eukaryota; Metazoa; Chordata; Amphibia; Anura; Bombinatoridae. The coding region runs from base 50 to 1012 and encodes 320 amino acids. Gene Ontology annotation, biological process: mitochondrion organization.
GUCCUCUUCCGGAAGUUGAUGACGAAGUUCCGAGUGUCACUUAGACAAGAUGGCGGCGCCCAUGGAGCUGUAUUGCUGGAAAGGGGACGCAGGGUUGCCGUCAGUAGACGUGGAUUGUUUGGCUGUGCUGACCUAUGCAAAGUUCUCUGGAGCUCCCCUGAAAGUGCAUAAGAUAUCAAACCCCUGGAGAAGUCCAUCAGGUUAUCUUCCAGCACUAAAGACACAAGACGAUGGAGUUGUGUUCCAAACCAACAGAAUUAUUACUCACCUCAGGAAGCAGAAAUACAAUGCAGACUAUGACCUCUCAGCCAAACAAGGAGCUGACACUUUGGCAUUCAUGUCCCUGAUGGAGGAGAAACUUUUACCGGCACUAAUUCACAGUUUUUGGAUUGAUGCAAAGAAUUAUGUGGAGUAUACACGGAAGUGGUAUGCAGAAGCAAUUCCUUUCCCCCUCAACUUCUUCAUUCCCAACCAAAUGCACAAGAGACACCUGGAACGACUGCAGCUGAUUCGUGGAGAGGGGUGGCGGGAGGAUGAUGAGAGCCUGGAAAAACAGCUGUACAUAGAUGCACAGGAGUGUAUGACCCUCCUCUCACAGAGACUGGGAACACAGAAAUUCUUCUUUGGUGACUCCCCUGCCUCAUUGGAUGCCUAUGUCUUCAGCUAUUUAGCCCCUAUAAUGAACACCAAACUGCCGAGCAAUAAGUUACAACAACACUUGAGAACUCUAAACAACCUGUGCCAAUACUGCACCUCAAUUCUCAGCAUCUACUUUGAUUGUAAUGGAGAUGGACUUCCUCGUGUUUUACCAAGGACGCCAACAGCAGAGGCUCAGGAAUCCGAGGACGAGCCUCACAAAAGGCGCAACCAGAUUCUCUCGGUAUUAGUGGGACUAGUGGCCAUGAUUGGAUAUGCAAUGCUCAGUGGAAUAGUGUCCAUCCAACGGGUGGAAAAUGGUAAUGCUCUGAACCAAGGCAAUGCAAUGGAAGAUAAUGAAGACGAAGAUGAAUGAGAUAAUAUAUAUUUUUUUUAAUAUUUGCUCCUUUUGAACACUUUGCAUUCCUUUACAAAAGAGAUGGGACAUCUGCUGCCUAACCUAUGAAUUGUUUUUUUUUAUGCAUUAAAACACAUAUGGUUUGUG